This is a messenger RNA of Dissoconium aciculare CBS 342.82, 873 nucleotides long. RefSeq lists its product as uncharacterized. NCBI's taxonomy places the organism in Eukaryota, Fungi, Ascomycota, Dothideomycetes, Mycosphaerellales, Dissoconiaceae. Bases 207 to 653 code for a protein of 148 amino acids. The record is from RefSeq and is a predicted model, not a curated record. The transcript has a single exon.
AAUAAGAACAACACGAAUACCAAAAGCGUGAAAGUUGGUCAUGGAGAUAUGUCGUCGAAAACCCAAGAAGCCACCCGGGGAGUUGUUCAUCACUGAACCAGACAAUAUCCUGGGCCCAAGCGAUUGGCUCUUAGAAUCCUUGAUGCCCAGGCACGCACCAGUGCGCGGAAGCUUCCGCGAGCGGCCGUUUCGAGAUCCAACGACAGAUGGUAGAUCGCCUCCGACUGCCUCGUUCCCUCGUGCUUCUCAGGCCCGUCCCAAGCCUUCUCCUCCUCCUUACUCCCUUGUCCAUCACACCGCUGUGUGAUGGCCUGUGCUGUGCGGGCACAUCUGCAGCGGCGUUGACAUUGUCAUUGUCGGCAGCGUCGGCGCCUGUUGUCUAUCUGUACUCCAUUUUCUGUGAGGGCAAUGAUUUCAUCACUUUCAGCCCAACGCCGCUCUGGCCCCGAUGCGCCGAUGUCAUCGACAUCAAUUUCGCCCCCUUCUCCGCACUAGAUCCUACAUCGAUCUUCUUUCCAAUGCUCCCAAGCAAGAGUCACUGCGAUCAUACGAUAACGAAGAGUACCUCACACACCAUGCAGAUCAGUUCAACCGAUGUGGACCUUUGGGUGAACUACAGUACGCAGGGUGCAGUGCAUAAAACAUCAAGAUGAUAUGAGUCGGAAAGACCGGCCUCCACUAUAUGUGCGAAUGUUGUUGGCACGAUAAGCUUUAGUAGUAUCUCAAUGUAGAUCUAUGGAUCUUGUCCCUUCCCGCAUACCUUCUCGGGCACUACACAUUUUUGGUACAAAAAUAUCCACGGGUGUCUCACUGCCCUCUAGUGUUAGCUGACGGUCGCGUGGCCCGACGUCUUCACUAGUCGUACAGUGCCAC